UGGCUUUUAUUCGUAUUUAGGUAUUGUCUGUUUGGAUUUUGUGGACCAUUAUUUUGGGAAUUUCAUCACUAAAAUUUCGUAGCCUUCCGAGCUUCGUUCCACUUUGGUUAUAUAAAUGGUAAUGUGCAUAAAACAGUUUGCAGUACGACGCGCAGACUCAGUCCUUCAACUUGAGCACUUCAACAAAUUUUAAUCCGACUAGGGCCCUUCUAAUAUGAAGAUCCUUGCUUUUAUCUUGUACAUGUUUGUGGCCUCAGCCAAUAGUGGAUACACACUUGCCGGGAGUACUUUCAACGAUGGUUUCGACUUUGAUGGCGAUUUCGGCAAGGACGGUUGGCAUGGAUUGAGUCAAGAUUUGAGCGAUGGUGAAAAAACGUCAUUGUCCGCAGAGCAUAAAGACGCCAGCGAUAUUGGUGAUUACGGAGGAGUCUUUGGAAGUGGCAAACCAAUUACCGAAGUGAUGCAAGAAGAAGGCGAAGGUGUCCAAGGCGAUUACGGAAAGUUUACGGAAUUUACGGAAGAUGGCGGUUCCCUAGGAGGUGGCGAUGGCACUGGUUGGUACGGUUUUUCCGGCGGAAACAGUGACUUCAGUGAACACAACCAAGCGGAAAAGGUUGUUCGCGAAGAAGCUGGGACUGGAGGACUUGGUUCGUUUAGAACACCUCAACCCCACGACGCACUCGGAACACAUGGAGAUCUCGGUGAGUUCAGUGCCGGGCAAAGCAUUUUUGAUAGUUACGUAGCUGUCGGGGAAUAUAAAAGCCACUUUGGUGUCGACCAAUUUGGUGAAGACCAUUUCGACCAAGAAGUGAAGGGUUUUCAAGACGAAGGCAAUAAUGAAGGCACCACCAAUUUCAAUCAAUUUGGUGGCUUUGAGGAUUUUCUUGGACAACAAGAAUACAAAAUAAGCAAGGAUAUUCAUGCGGAUGAUGAUAGUCACGGUUAUCACGAAUACGGUGGAUUCAGCACUGCUAACGGUGGGUUUGAUCAUACCGGUUUCGAAGGUUUUGAAAACGAAUUUGGCGGAUACAAGUCUGGGGACGGUCAUUCAGAUGUUGCAUAACACAAAUGGUUAUAAGUGACUUGUGGACCACAAUCAUCACAAACACUAAUGUUGUUAUUGUUUUAUUAGAAAUUGUUGUAAAACUAAGAAAAUUUUUAAUUUAUAAUUAUAUUAUUAUUUAAGUCCAAUAUAUACAUAGUACA
Zeugodacus cucurbitae (melon fly) is the source of this 1206-nucleotide messenger RNA. RefSeq lists its product as uncharacterized. Bases 215 to 1063 code for a protein of 282 amino acids. The transcript is spliced from 2 exons. NCBI's taxonomy places the organism in Eukaryota, Metazoa, Arthropoda, Insecta, Diptera, Tephritidae. The record is from RefSeq and is a predicted model, not a curated record.